Messenger RNA from Orycteropus afer afer, 2017 nucleotides. RefSeq names its product poly(rC) binding protein 4 (gene PCBP4). The record is from RefSeq and is a predicted model, not a curated record. Gene Ontology annotation, molecular function: mRNA binding. Lineage: Eukaryota; Metazoa; Chordata; Mammalia; Tubulidentata; Orycteropodidae. Gene Ontology annotation, cellular component: cytoplasm; nucleus. Gene Ontology annotation, biological process: negative regulation of mRNA splicing, via spliceosome.
UCCGCGCCUGUCAAACCCCUCAUUGUUCGCAGCUGAUGUCACUCGCAGUUGUGAGCGGCCGCCUCUCCCGGGGACAAUGUGGGACUGAGCGGCCCAGCCGCCGCGCCGCCGCCGCCGCCGCAGGACAGCCCCAGCGAGAGCGGGCCAGGCCACAACGUGGACACACUCCCAGACCUCUGCGGCCCUGGCCCCGCCUAACAGGAUGAGCAGCUCAGAUGCGGGGCUGGAGGAGGAGCCAGAGCUCAGCAUCACCCUCACACUGAGGAUGCUGAUGCAUGGGAAGGAGGUGGGCAGCAUAAUCGGGAAGAAGGGAGAGACCGUAAAACGAAUCCGGGAGCAGAGCAGUGCCCGGAUCACCAUCUCUGAGGGCUCCUGCCCUGAGCGCAUCACUACCAUCACCGGGUCCACGGCUGCCGUCUUCCAUGCGGUGUCCAUGAUCGCGUUUAAGCUGGAUGAGGAUCUUUGUGGGGCCCCAGCAAACGGUGGGAACAUAUCCAGGCCUCCGGUGACCCUGCGCCUUGUCAUCCCCGCUAGCCAGUGUGGCUCGCUGAUCGGGAAGGCUGGCACCAAGAUCAAGGAGAUCCGAGAGACCACAGGUGCCCAGGUGCAGGUGGCGGGAGACCUGCUUCCCAACUCCACGGAGCGUGCUGUCACUGUUUCUGGGGUGCCUGAUGCCAUCAUCCUGUGUGUGCGCCAGAUCUGUGCUGUUAUCCUAGAGUCCCCACCCAAAGGAGCCACUAUCCCAUAUCAUCCAAGCCUCUCCCUAGGCACAGUCCUCCUUUCUGCUAACCAGGGCUUCUCUGUCCAGGGCCAGUAUGGGGCUGUGAACCCAGCUGAGGUCACCAAGCUCCAGCAGCUCUCAGGGCACACGGUCCCCUUUGCCUCACCAAGUGUGGUGCCAGGACUGGAUCCCAGUGCGCAGACCAGCUCGCAAGAAUUUUUGGUUCCCAAUGAUCUGAUUGGCUGCGUGAUCGGGCGCCAGGGCAGCAAGAUCAGUGAGAUCCGACAGAUGUCGGGGGCACAUAUCAAGAUUGGGAAUCAAGCGGAGGGUGCUGGUGAGCGACACGUGACCAUCACUGGCUCGCCAGUCUCCAUUGCCCUGGCCCAGUACCUCAUCACUGCCUGUCUAGAGACGGCCAAGUCUACCUCUGGGGGGACGCCCGGCUCAGCCCCUGCAGACCUGCCUGCCCCCUUCUCACCACCCCUGACGGCCCUACCCACAGCUCCCCCAGGCCUGCUGGGCACACCCUAUGCCAUCUCCCUCUCCAACUUCAUCGGCCUCAAGCCAGUGCCCUUCUUGGCUUUGCCACCUGCCUCCCCGGGGCCACCGCCGGGCCUGGCAGCCUACACUGCCAAGAUGGCAGCAGCCAAUGGGAGCAAGAAAGCUGAGCGGCAGAAAUUCUCCCCCUACUGAGGCCGGCUGAGACACAGGCCGAGGCAGGCAGGACCGCCAGGCAGAAGGCUGCCUCUGCACCCUACCUGCCCAAGGAGACUCCACCCAGGGGUCUCCAAGGCCGCUGAAGCUCAGACGCAUGGAUGCACCCUCCAUCCUGCUCCUGCAGGAGUUCUUUCUGAGUGGGGGCAGUUUCUGGCCCAGGGUUUUGGGAGCUUUGGCACCCAGAGGCAGGGAGCCCCACCCCCUCAGCUCUACACUUGGAUGCAGGGAGCAGCCAAGGGCCUUCUUUCAUGUUUUCACCUUGAGGUGGUUCACUCAUGCACUCCUACCCCCUAGGGCUUCCCAGCCUACUGCUCCUCCUGUGGGGAUCAAGGAGGAGGGCUGGGGGGCACUGGGGGCCAUGCUUCUCUCCCCACCUCCCUGCAGAUUCCUGCUGCUUCCACUGACACCCUUUUGACUGGAAUGGACUGGCUGGGCUUGGCAGGGGGAAACCCAAAGGGGAAGCACUAUCUGGUAGCUGGGGGAGGUGACGUGGGGACAGGGGCCGAGUUCUCAGCAGCUGACACUCUGUACAGUUUUUUCAAUCCCUGUUUUUGAAUAAAUAUUCUCAGUGACCAGGAA